UAAUCUCACCAGGUAGCAGAGCCAGACCUGGUGAAAGCCUGCUCUGGGGCAGACAUCCUCCUGUUCGUGGUGCCCCACCAGUUCAUUGGCAAAGUCUGUGACCAGCUGAAGGGCCACGUGAAGAAAGAUGCUGUCGGGGUGUCGCUCAUCAAGGGGGUGGACGAAGGACCAGAUGGGCUGAGGCUGAUCUCUGACAUCAUCCACGAGAAACUGGGCAUAGAAAUGAGCGUCCUCAUGGGGGCCAACAUUGCCAGUGAAGUGGCAGAGGAGAAGUUCUGUGAAACAACCAUUGGCUGCAAGAACACGCAGCACGGGCAGGUGCUGAAGGAGCUGAUGCAGACACCAAACUUCCGGGUGACGGUGGUGCAGGAGGCAGACACCGUGGAGAUCUGUGGGGCUCUCAAGAACGUGGUGGCCAUAGCGGCCGGAUUCUGCGACGGGCUGGGCUACGGAGACAACACGAAGGCCGCGGUGAUCCGCCUGGGGCUCGUGGAGAUGAUUUACUUCUCCAAAGCCUUCUGCAAGGGCCCCGUCACCUCCUCCACCUUCCUGGAGAGCUGCGGGGUCGCCGACCUCAUCACCACCUGCUACGGGGGCCGCAACCGCAAGGUGGCCGCCAGGACGGGGAAGUCCAUUGAGCAGCUGGAGAAGGAGAUGUUGAACGGGCAGAAGCUGCAGGGUCCCCAGACGUCUGCUGAGCUGCACCACAUCCUUAAAACCAAGAACCUAGUGGAGAAGUUCCCCCUCUUCACAGCCGUGUACCAGAUCUGCUACGAGGGCAAACCCAUCACUGACAUCAUCAAGUGUCUCCAGAGCCACCCUGCGCACAUGUAA
Messenger RNA from Merops nubicus (carmine bee-eater), 834 nucleotides. RefSeq names its product glycerol-3-phosphate dehydrogenase [NAD(+)], cytoplasmic-like. Gene Ontology annotation, biological process: glycerol-3-phosphate catabolic process; carbohydrate metabolic process. Gene Ontology annotation, cellular component: glycerol-3-phosphate dehydrogenase (FAD) complex; cytosol. Gene Ontology annotation, molecular function: NAD binding; glycerol-3-phosphate dehydrogenase [NAD(P)+] activity; protein homodimerization activity. The record is from RefSeq and is a predicted model, not a curated record. Lineage: Eukaryota; Metazoa; Chordata; Aves; Coraciiformes; Meropidae.